GUUGAGCAUGGCAAUGUUACGUCCCAGCGAUAUGUGUAUGACAUUUUGGAGCUCUAUUUUCAUCCCUACAUAAAAAGAGAUCUCGGACUAAUUUUUCAGCAAGACAAUGCCCGUCUACAUAUUGCCAGAAAUACAUUAAACUUCCUAGACGCUUCCCAUGAGAAUUUACUGCCUUGGCCACCCAGAACUUCGGAUCUUUUCCCAAUCGAAUAUGAUGGGGCAACGCUUAAGGAAUUUACCGCGCCCUCAACGGACUCUUAAUGAACUAAGACAUCAAAUUCAGUUCGUGUGGGAUGAGAUACCACAAGAAAAUGUCGAUAACCUUAUUAGAUAUAUGCCACGACGUGUCAAUAAAUGUCUUAAUCAUCAAGAGGGGAUCCGAUUUCUGACAAUUUAUGGUUUGAGACUUUUGUCUAGUUUUUUAAUCAAUUACUAUUCUGUAAUAGGUUAAUAUUUUUAUAAAAAAAAUUUGGAAUAAAUCAAUUAUAUCCAGGUGUUGCGGUUUUUUGCACGCAGUAUAUUUUGGUAACGUUAAUACUAAAUAUGUUGUUUAUUUUAGUACAUAAACGCGGAAUAUUAUUUGUCUUAUUAAUAUUAUUUAUUCUGCUGACACUUAUAUACAAUUUGGUUGUAACAGAUAAGAGAGAAAAUAUAGAAAAUAUCAUAUCCUAUUCUAUGAAAGGUGACUUAUAUUGUUAUUCGACUUUAUCUCCUUCUUUAGAAGAUAUUUUGGAAAUGGAUGUAACCGGAGAGAAUUCAAUAUUCUUUUGGGAAACUUCUUGUAAUUCACAAAAAAAUGGAAAAAUAAUAUUAAAUCCUCGGCAAGCUUGUGCAGUAGAAUCGGCGGCGAAAAUGAAUCCUGGAUACAACAUAUAUUUAAUUUAUGUGUCACCUGGUCAAAUAAAAAACGAAGGAACCGAAUCUGAUCGAGUAAUCAAUGUUUUGCUAUCAUACAAAAAUAUUCAUAUAGUUCAUAUUAAUAUAUGGAGACUCAUUAAGGGGUCACCAGUAGAAAAUCUAUUUUUGAGUGGGAAGCUGGAAAAAUCUAAAUAUCCAAUUACACAUGCAAGUGAUAUUAUAAGAUUUUUAACCAUGUGGAAAUUUGGAGGUAUCUAUUUAGAUUUAGAUAUGAUAUUUUUGAAAAGUUUUAAAACACUUCCCAAAAAUUUUGGAACUGCUGAAUCAACUAAAAUAAUAAAUUCUGCCGUCAUGGGAUUUGAAAAUAAAGGUUUAGGCUUAUCUUAUGUAAUAUCUUGUUUAAAUGAUUUAAAUAGUACAUUUAACGGACAAGCAUGGGGUUAUAAUGGACCAGAUUUAAUAACACGAUUUUCCGAAAGAAAAUGUAAAACGAAAAACUUUAGUGCAUUAAAAGUUUGUGAAGAUUAUACAGUUCUUCCUCAAAAUGCAUUCCAUCCUAUUCCCUGGAAUAAAUGGCAAAAGUAUUUUAACGAAACAUACAAUACAGAAGUUCGAAAAAAAAUUAAAAAUAGUUAUGGUAUACAUGUUUGGAACAAAAAUAGUAUACAAUGGAAGCUUUCCCUUAAUUCAAAUGCGACAUAUAUGACACUAGCUAAAAAAUUUUGUCCUAAUGUAAUAAAAGAACUACAUGAUUAUUUUUAGCCAGUGUAAAUAAUAUUAUCAAAGUUGUCAAAUUUAUUAAACGUCCUAAAUAAUACUCAGAAGAAUUUUACAUAAAUUAGGCCAAUUUGUAAAAUUCGAAUGGUCUGAAUCGGUGACUCUCAAUCAUUAGCGAUUUCAAAAUUUGGAGACAGAAAAAGAUACAUAUAAUACAUUGUGUCAAAUAGUUUAUGACAAUAAUUUUAAAUGUUAAAUAAAAUAAUAUGUACCACAAAAACAGCCUUGCUAUUAUUUAAUGGUACAGUUGUUGAGAACUACUGGUCUAAAUAAAUAUAUUUAAUAAUAUAAUACCAA
Aethina tumida (small hive beetle) is the source of this 1932-nucleotide messenger RNA. RefSeq names its product lactosylceramide 4-alpha-galactosyltransferase-like. The record is from RefSeq and is a predicted model, not a curated record. The transcript has 3 exons. Gene Ontology annotation, biological process: glycosphingolipid biosynthetic process. Lineage: Eukaryota; Metazoa; Arthropoda; Insecta; Coleoptera; Nitidulidae. Gene Ontology annotation, molecular function: hexosyltransferase activity. The coding region runs from base 544 to 1620 and encodes 358 amino acids.